Molecule: messenger RNA, 5061 nt
Organism: Anoplophora glabripennis (Asian longhorned beetle)
Lineage: Eukaryota; Metazoa; Arthropoda; Insecta; Coleoptera; Cerambycidae
Product: insulin-like peptide receptor
Exons: 8
Coding region: 40-3888 (1282 amino acids)
Biological process (GO): cell surface receptor protein tyrosine kinase signaling pathway; glucose homeostasis; positive regulation of MAPK cascade
Cellular component (GO): membrane; insulin receptor complex; axon
Molecular function (GO): ATP binding; insulin receptor activity; insulin receptor substrate binding
Source: RefSeq, a predicted model, not a curated record
UGUGAGCAUGGUAAGUUCGCGAGUUGUACCGGCUAAACAAUGUUACGCUAUAAACUUUUUAUAUUUUUGUUGUUGUUUGUGUGUGUGGUAUUUGUUGAGUGUAAAACCUGCCAAUCAAUGGAUAUUAGGAAUACCGUAACCGAAUUGAAUAAAUUGAGGAAUUGCACCGAAAUUGUGGGAUAUGUGAGAAUUUUGUUAAUAGAAAGAGUAAAGGGUGAACAUGAAUUUGACAACUAUGUGUUUCCGGAUCUUACGGAGAUCACUGGCUACCUGUUCUUCUACAAUGUCCUCUACUUGACGUCAGUGGGGAAGUUGUUCCCAAAUUUGAUGGUCAUCAGAGGGUACGAGCUGUUUACGGAUUACUCGUUGGUCAUUUACAACAUGCCACAUUUGAGAGAGAUCGGUACCAACAAGUUGAUGUACAUUGCAAGAGGGUUUGUCAAGGUGGAGAAGUGCCCGAAUCUGUGCUACGCUAAUACGGUGAACUGGACCAAGAUUUCCACAAGAUUAGAUUUCACCAACAUAAAUAAUGGUACAUGCGAUGCAUGUUCCAGGGCAUGUGACGGACAGUGUUGGAAUUCAGAUCAAUGCCAAAUGAAGGUAGACGACAAAUGCCAUCGAGAGUGCUUGGGAUGUUCUGAGAUCAAUUCUGACAAACAUUGUUGGGUUUGCAAGAAUUACAACGACCAUGGGACUUGUGUUGCUGCAUGUCCAAGAACUGGUCCUCAGAAAAAGUACAGACAAGUAGCGUCUUUCAAGUGUGUCACUGAAAAUGAGUGCAGAACUAUGUUAAAUGGCACUUGGUGGAUCUAUGAAGACCAAUGUGUCAAUGAGUGUCCAUUAAAUUACGAACAAACUGUCAGAGAUAACCAUCUUACAUGCAAAUAUUGUGGAAAUAAAUGUACCAAGUGGUGUAAAAUCAAUAAUAACGUAGACAGUCUGGACAAAGUACAAGCGCUCAAAGGAUGCACUCAUAUAAAUGGAUCUCUUAUGAUACGAAUGUCUGGUGUCACUUCCAAAAGUGAAGAGGUGAUCAUCCGAGAAUUAUGGGAAGGGAAUUUACUGUCUGUGAGAUAUAUCAGCGAUUCCUUGGUAGUCGCAUUGACCAAUAGUCUACAUUCAUUAGAUUUUCUAGUAAACCUGAGAGAGAUAGGUGGCAAGAAGUUAGAACGCGGGAGAUUUGCAAUUUUUGUCUAUGAGAAUAAGAAGCUCCAGCGGCUUUGGAAUUUCCAAAAUUCUACCCUAAAGAUAAAAAAUGGUACUUUGGGUUUCUUUAACAACCCUUUAUUGUGUCCAAAUGAAAUAAAAACACUUGCCAAUCUAACGAAUAUUCCAAGUAACUUUUCUCAAUUAGAUGUGUAUGCAAAUGGAGAUCAAUCAGCCUGUGAAUACAUCGACUUGAAGUUUACAGUUUCUGUUAAUGUUGUCAAUGCAACCCUGAAAUGGGAUCUUUUGCAGUUACAAAACAAUGACGUUUAUAUAGGCUUUACUGUAUACUACACCGAAAAUCGAAAAGGGAACAUUUCAACUUUUAAUAGCAAAAUUGCUUGCAGUGAAGGAGGAUGGGAAAGUCACUUCACGUCCAACAAUUCAAUUUUUUUGGUGAAUUUGAAACCAUUCACGAGAUAUGCAUAUUAUAUCAAAACUUAUCAGUCCUCCAUGUUGAGCACACAGACUCCUGUUCAUAACUUUACGACAUUGCCCAGUGAACCAGAAGAACCCGCUAACUUAGAAGUCACUGCCAUAGAUGAUCAAACUUUGAAUUUGACUUGGUCUAAGCCAAACCGUAUCAAUGGAAUUUUGUCACACUAUCAGCUCUAUGUGGUUGAGGAGCCUGAUAUAGACAUACAGCGUGAGAGAGAUUACUGCCUACAUUCGAGAACGGAGGAGGGUGAUAAAAUAGACGAUCGUGAUGAGCAAAUAGAAAAAGAAAAGGCAGAUAGUGCUAAUCGAAAUCGAUUGAUAGAAAAAUGCACAUGCCUUAAUAAAAAUGAACUUGUAACUGAAGAAGAAGUUAGUUUUCUUUCAAUGGACGUCCACUUGCCUAUAUGUGAUCUUCAAUCUCAGUCAAAGUUUGGAUUCGACCACUGUAAGCACUUGCUUUAUGAACCAUUAACUCUAAUUGAAAGUAAGAGUGCAGUAAUAUCUGUGGAAAAACGAUCAAAGCUUACUCAUAACACUGUGAAGAAAGCGAGAAAUUCCUACAAACCCAUACAUAUCGAUGCAAAUUUAACAAAAUAUAAAUUGAAAAAGUUAAAGCAUUUUACAAUGUACGUUUUAUAUUUUUCUGCAUGUAAUGAAGGUAAUAUGUGUGGUCCUGUACGGCAAAGUUUUGCACGUACUAAAAAACAAUUAAAUGCUGAUGAUAUUAGCUCUGUUACUACCAAAGUAGAAAACUCUAAUGCACUUGUUGAAUGGGUGGAACCAAGACGCCCUAAUGGUGUAGUGGUGGCCUAUAAUAUUGAAUAUAAGAAAGUUGAUGUAGAACACUCAAAACCACGAAUAGAAUGUUUGAGUAGAAAUAAACAGUCAACAACUAAGAGAUUAAGUUUAACAAACCUACUGCCAGGAACGUAUGCUGUUCGUGUCCAAGCUAUAUCUCUGGCAGGUGCAGGACAAUUCAGCAAAUCUUACACAUUUGUGAUUGUAGCUCCUGCAAAGAACUCAGGGUGGGUAGUACCACUUAUAAGUAUAUUAUUGAUACUAGCCUUAUUAGCAUUUAUAUUUUACAUGCAGUAUAGACGGAAACAAAAACUAGACAAUAUACAUUUAAUUGCAUCCAUAAAUCCAGAUUAUGAUGGUAUAGUUUAUGUUGAAGAUGAAUGGGAAAUUGAUAGAAAAGAUAUAGAACUUCAAGGAGAACUCGGCCAUGGUACCUUCGGCAUGGUGUAUUGUGGUUUAAUUAAAUCCAAGAAUAUCACUUGUGCAAUAAAAACUGUCAACGAAAAUUUGAGUCUUCAUGAAUGCAUGGAGUUUUUGAAUGAAGCGUCCAUAAUGAAAGCAUUCAGUAAUUCUCAUCACGUGGUGAAGCUUCUAGGUGUUGUCUCUAGAGGCCAGCCUCCCUUAGUAGUAAUGGAACUGAUGGAAAGGGGAGAUCUUAAAAAAUACCUGCGAAAGACUAGAGACUCCUCUCAAAACAUCACGGCUAAUGAAAUUUAUCGAAUGUCCAUCGAAAUUGCAGAUGGAAUGUCCUAUCUUACAGCGAAGAAAUUUGUCCACAGGGACUUAGCCGCCAGGAAUUGCAUGGUGGCCAAUGAUCGCACAGUCAAAAUUGGAGAUUUUGGCAUGGCCCGCGAUAUUUAUGAGACUGAUUAUUAUAGGAAGGAGACUAAAGGACUUCUACCUGUAAGGUGGAUGGCGCCGGAGAGUUUAGCAGAUGGAGUAUUUACUAGUGACUCUGAUGUUUGGAGCUACGGUAUCGUAUUGUGGGAGAUUGCUACACUUGCUGAACAACCAUAUCAAGGUCUAUCCAACGAACAGGUGUUGCAGUUUGUUGUAUCAAAGGGCAAACUAGAGCGACCCUCGGAAUGCCCUGAUCUCUUAUACGAGAUCAUGGAUGCUUGUUGGUGCUGGCGGCCCAAUGAUCGCCCUACCUUCAUCGACAUUGUUGAAAGACUGGAAGACCACGUAGGUCAAGAUUUUAAACUAGUGUCAUUUGUUCACAGCCGUGAAGGACUAGAACAUAAAAUGAAUCAUGGCAGGGAACGUUCGUACAACCCUCCUGCGCUAGGUAUGGGCGCUGAGGAGCACGACCUGUACGGGGGACAUUACAAUGUAUCAGAUGAGGAAGUUAGUUUAUACGUUGGUGAUUCUUCUAACCGUCCAAGAUUUUUGCCAGCAUCGAUUAGCCAAAGACUUAGUAGGUUUUCCCCUAGUGAUAUAUAUUAGGCCAAAGUUAUAUUUUCUGUAUAAAUUAUUGCUAAUAAACUAGUAGUUAAGUAAGUACUGUAAAUGAAUUGAGUUAGGGCAAGGAGUGUGCGUUAUCAAAUCUAGAUGAAAGUAAGGAAGGUUACCUCUCACCACUUAGAAAUUAGAGGUUUUUUUUUCUGAAAUUUCAGUUAAUCUCGCUGGGUACCAUGAAGCUCGAUGAAAAUAAAUAUCGGUACUUAUUUGAAGCAGGGAAAUUCACUUUCGUUCAUUUAUGCAAAAUUACCGAGAACAUAAUUUUUUUUGCUGCUUACUACAUUUGCACCAAUCAGAGUCUAGAAAAAUUGAAAAUAACGUGUUUGGAAAGGGUGUAUGUGGUAAGUUUCAUGAACAAAAUCUAAGAACAUUUUAUAAGCUCAAAAAUGCAGUUCCUUCUUUAAUGAUACUUUUUGGUAAAAAUAUUACAACAAAUUUUUAUACCGCAUUAAUAUAGAAAUAAAAAAUACAAAUUAUAAACUAAUGGAAUUGUUUUCAUCACUUCAUACUGCCGAUUUCAAAGCAAAGAAUUCCAAAAUGUCUAAACAAUGUCAAACAUUGCCAAACUUUUCGAUAAUACUUUUGAUAUAUAUUUUCAUGUGUAAAGUUUAUGAACUUAUACAAAAUAUAACUAAUUUAAUUGUGAAUCCUCCGUUUGCACAAAUAUCUGAGCCCUAUAACAUAAGUAGAAAAUCCUAAGAAAUUUAAACAGUUUGGACUCACAAAAACAUACAUUUUGCAUCAAAAUAAAAGCACUAUUAAAGACGAACCUCAAUUACAAUCUUUGUUUUCUAGUUACUGUUUUAUCAUCCUGUAACAACAUUUAAGAUAGAUAGAAAUAAAUAAAAUACACGUGUAAGAGGAGACAAGUUUUUUCCAUGAAAUUUGAAACAAUAGGUGUGCAAUUUGUUUUGAUUCACAUAAUUUUCUCCGUACUGAUCGAGAUAGGUGUGAUUCACUGUAUUUUGACCUUGACCCCUUCAACUCUUUUGUUUUUAGAGUUAUAAAAACGUGAAAUACAAAAUUUGCUCAAUUUUGUAUGCAUUAUGGAGAAGAAUUCAUAUAAUAUUUCAAUUUUCUUCUUCUGUGUAACGCAUGUUAAUUGAAUAGUAAUACAAACUGUCAAACAAUAAAAAUGUCAUGACAUUACCUGCCACU